AUGGCUUCCUCACCCCCAGCACCAUUUCCAGCCAGUCUACCUAAUCCAAAGAAGCGGCCAUCGAUAUCCUCACAGGUUUCUGCCGCAAACAAACGUCCAAAACUCCACCCUCUGCGACAGACCUCGUUCCCAGCAAAUAUCGAUGGUAAUGCCUACGCCUCAGCUGUCGAUAGCGCACGUUCGGAGACAGGAAGUGUGGCUAAUAGCACGUUCUCCAGGAUGAGCACAUCCAAAGCACAACCUCGUGGCCGAGGCAGACCUAGAAAGUCCCUACAAGUCACAGAAGAGGAUGCGCAGAGCGCUCGAGACGGCACAGGCACGACUGGCAAAGCAUCGCAAGCCAAAUCUGUGGUGUCUACUGCAAAAUCGGGACUUGACGCGGAAGACGAAGCUGAUGAGGAAGACGAGGAAGAGCUUGGAGAGCAUGGCCACGAGGAUGAAGCACGAGAAGGCGAGCACGAGCAAGAAGAGAGGAAGCUCAGCACUUUCCUCGGGCAAUUGACUGCUGCUCAAGGCGAACGCUAUGCAAACCUCCGCAGCAGUAAAUUCAAAGAUUCGGCGCUGAAGAGAAUAGUCAAUCAGACGGUGAGCCAAAGUGUGGCUCAAACAGCCAUUAGUGCUGUGCAAUUCGCUACAAAGGCUUUUGCUAUAGAGAUUAUCGAGCGAGCUCGAGAGGUGCAAGACGAGUGUGCGAAAGCUGCGGAUGUCGGUAUUGCGCUAGAGAAGCAUGCUCGGAGAACGAGAUUGGAAGAAAAGCAGAAAGCCCUAGCUGACAGAGAAAAGGCUGAAAGCGAAAAGGAACCAGCUGCUGCCAUUCCCGAGCAAGAGAGACGCGCACUUCAACUUGAGAUCCUUAGGCUGAGCAAGGACGCUGAAAAGUACAUUCCAAAUAAACACAGAGGAGGACUGUUACCUGACCACCUGCGCGAAGCGCUGCGACGGUACAAGAAUGAUGGCGAUGGCAAUGGUUUUGGAUUUGGCGGACUUAGCCAUCCAUUGUUGGGCAUUCGAGGUUCAAAUGCCUGGAGGGUCGGCGAUGGUGCGACAGGACAAAGACUAUUUCGUUGA
This is a messenger RNA of Lithohypha guttulata, 1068 nucleotides long. RefSeq lists its product as uncharacterized. Lineage: Eukaryota; Fungi; Ascomycota; Eurotiomycetes; Chaetothyriales; Trichomeriaceae. Gene Ontology annotation, cellular component: transcription factor TFIID complex; nucleus. The record is from RefSeq and is a predicted model, not a curated record. Bases 1 to 1068 code for a protein of 355 amino acids. Gene Ontology annotation, biological process: transcription initiation at RNA polymerase II promoter; RNA polymerase II preinitiation complex assembly. Gene Ontology annotation, molecular function: protein heterodimerization activity; transcription coactivator activity. The transcript has a single exon.